Messenger RNA from Ectocarpus sp. CCAP 1310/34, 1585 nucleotides. The record is from the annotation of a GenBank genome assembly. NCBI's taxonomy places the organism in Eukaryota, Phaeophyceae, Ectocarpales, Ectocarpaceae.
ACCUGAAUCGGUACACCUUCGCAUAUGGCGUCAGCGACAGGAUACUGGUUCGAAUCUCCUUGGGUGCAUACUUUUUCUCCUGACUUGGAUAUUUUCCCAUGGACACAAUGUGUGUCAGUCCUGAGAACACCUCUUGGAGUCGAUCCUAGAAAGAACCUUGCGACACUUCCAUCGAAUUACCCAUCCUGGCCACAAGAGGUCCCCAGUUGAGGGUAAAUUCUGUGGGUGGAGAGUGUUAAGGAGGACCCGAUUCGCAGGGUAUCCGUCGAUUGACUUUUACCUGAAUCGGUACACCUUGGCUGCUCUUUUUGCAUGGGCUGGCAUCAAACAACUUGUCCGUGCACAAUUCCCCCCACCGCACACCGUUGCUUUCGGGCACAUCUACCACACACCGUACCUCGCGAAACUUCGGCCUUCUUCGCUGCAGUCCGUGUUCCAGCUGUUGUUCGCUCUCCGUCGUGCCACCUUUCAUGAAGGUCCUCAAGGAACGUCGGUGGUGACCCAGGAGGGAGGACUCCAGCUGCCUCUUGCUCGUGGUGCUUCGACCAACGACUUCAAGCACGAUCUACAAGCCCCCCGACAGGCCUCUUCACGCCCUACACAUGGUUCUGGAGAAAACAAGGACUUCAGUAGGUCGGCGGCUCCGGUGUCCAAGAGCUGGAGGAACCGUUGGGGCGACCGGGAUUCGACGGCCAAGAGCAGGCCGGACGACCACCACCGCUUCACCCAGUCUUCGCGAGGGCGCGGCGUCGGAGAUAACAGGCGAGGGCGAACCGUGGGGAACCAGCCUACGAGGUCUUCGCCGGCGAGUCGCCAUCGCCGGAGCAGGAGUCGGAGCGCAGAGCGACAACAGCGCACCAAUCCUUCGUCUAGGCGUGGGCGCAGCCGGAGCGGAGACCGUCGUGGGAGAAACACGCCUCCGUCUAGGCGUAGCCGUAGCCGGAGCCAGAACCAGAGCGGGGGCAAUAGCAGGGCGACCAGCACUGACAGCAGUCGCGGUGGGAAAGGGCGACGGAGGUCAGGCCACGGUAGAAAACCAUCUGCGCAAGGAACCGGCAGGGCCCUCGACGUACGCCUUCUUCAUCCAGAAAUUGGCGGCCGCCUGGGACACUCAAGACAAGAGCUCGGGGAUUGAUCGUCUUCGCAGUUUUGGCGUAUCCAACGGCGAGACUUACGGAGAAUACAUCCGUCGCUAUAAGGCUCUGGCCAUGACCGUCAUGGUUUCCCACCACGCGUUCAAGCCUUCGGAUGCGCAAGUGCAGAUAGCUGUUCGAGACUCCAUGUUGAAGCAGUUUCCGGUAGUGUCUGGGCAGGUGUACAAGGAUGAGCAGCUCUCCAUGGAAGCCCCUUUUGGGCGACAUGCUUCGUGUCUGGAUGAUAUGUGGGAUGUGUGGACAAGCGUGCGUUAGCGCACACGCCGGCGGUACAUGGAGAUGAUUUCUUUUCGGUAUCUUCCACGAAUGCUAGGAGUUCGUCUGCUGUUUCGCGUGCUGUAGCUUCUUCGGCGUUGCGUUCGACGGUGACCCCUUCGUGGAGCCAAGGUUCUUCGGCCGCCGUGAUGAGUGUUGACCCUCUACCUAAUGAU